AUGAGCACCAUGUCCAGACUGCUUCCGCGGCGGGAAUUUCUAGCGCGCACAGCAGGCAUCAUUCGCAAUACUCCAUGCCCCCGGGCCUCUUCCGCGCGACUCAUUCCACCCCCCACAACCCCCCAAGCCGCAUGGAACCGCAUCUCCCCCUUCUCAACUAGCACACCUCUCUCCUGCUCAGGCCACAACAAGCCCAAUAAUGACACUUCCUCCUCCACAGACAAAUACGCCGCAGGUUUGCGCCUGAACAAAGAAUGGGCCGCGGAAACCGCGCGCAACCACCCAGACCUCUUCCCCACGCUCGCAAAGGGCCAGUCGCCCCAGAUCCUGUGGAUCGGAUGCUCGGACUCGCGCUGCCCGGAGACCACCCUGCUGGGCCUUCAGCCCGGUGACGUAUUCGUGCACCGCAACAUCGCGAACGUCUUGCACCCGGGCGACCUCAGCUCCUCCGCCGUGAUCGAGUACGCUGUGCACCACCUGCGCGUCCAGCACGUCGUGCUCUGCGGCCACACGGCCUGCGGUGGCGUCGCGGCUGCGCUGGGGAAUAAGCAGCUCGGUGUGCUGGAUCCGUGGCUUCUGCCGCUGCGCCAGGUGCGCGAGCGGAACUUGGAUCUCUUGCAGUCUCUUCCUGCUGAUGAGGCUGCACUGAAGCUCGUUGAGCUUAAUGUCCGCGAGGGAUUGAAUGUCAUCAAGCAGAAGAGCGUCGUUUUGACCGCUAUCCAGGAGCGCGGACUGCAGGUUCAUGGCCUGAUCUACGAUGUUGGGUCCGGCGUCCUAAGGGAAUUGGAUUCCCAGGACUCGGAUGAGACUAUCAAGGCGCGUCUGGCGGCUUUCAAGACGGAGGGUUAG
Penicillium lagena is the source of this 849-nucleotide messenger RNA. RefSeq names its product carbonic anhydrase. Gene Ontology annotation, molecular function: carbonate dehydratase activity; zinc ion binding. Lineage: Eukaryota; Fungi; Ascomycota; Eurotiomycetes; Eurotiales; Aspergillaceae. Gene Ontology annotation, biological process: cellular response to carbon dioxide; cellular response to oxidative stress; carbon utilization. Gene Ontology annotation, cellular component: cytoplasm. The transcript has a single exon. The record is from RefSeq and is a predicted model, not a curated record. Bases 1 to 849 code for a protein of 282 amino acids.